Messenger RNA from Prorocentrum cordatum, 1074 nucleotides. The record is from the annotation of a GenBank genome assembly. NCBI's taxonomy places the organism in Eukaryota, Dinophyceae, Prorocentrales, Prorocentraceae.
CCGUUUUGGCUCACCUCUCUUCAGGUCCCGCGCCGCCGCGCGGCCCCCGGGGUUUCUACUCCGGGUGUCCGCGGCGCGUCCUGUUGCCUGAUGGCCGCCUCGGUGCUUCCUCCAGCCGCGGCGGGCUUCCUCGCGGACGUCGGACAGUUCCUCUACGUGGUCCGAGGAGGAAGCCCGGACGGAGGCGUGGUGCCCGUCGACGUUUCGAUCGCGCGUCCAGACACGUGGGCUCCGUUCGUGCUGUCCGCCGUGGUGGCGUUCUUCUACCUCCAGGCGAUCGAGGCGGUCGGCCGCGCGGUGGCAGCCGUGCUCAGGGUCGGCAGCGGUCUGGAUCUGGCGAGGCUGUCGAGAAAGCGCGAGAGAUUCUGCACCGCCUGGGGCGAGGCGGUUUAUUUUGCGAUCCAGGUGUUUGUGAAUUACCGUCUGUUCGGCGGCGCCAGCUGGUACUGGCCCUCCAGCUGGGGCCUGCUGAUGGCGGAAGUGGGCAAAGAGACCCUCAGAGGCGAGAGUGCCCCGCCGUUGUAUCACUGCACACGCGAGAUGCGAACGUAUUACCUGCUGGAGUUCGGCUGGUACUCGAUGUGUUUGGUGGUGCUCUUUUUCAAGAAACGCAGGUCCGACUUCCUCGAAAUGCUCGCGCACCACGCUAUCACCUCCGUGCUCGUCUUCACGUCUUACUCCUAUGGUUACCUCCGCGUCGGCGUCGUCGUGAUGAACCUGCACAACCUGUUCGACCCGCUCCUGAACGUUGCGAAGUGCUGCCACUACGCCUUCAAAGGCCCGCUGCACAUCCUCGCAGACGUCAGCUUCGGGCUGGGCGCGGUGGUAUUCCUGGUUUCGCGGCUGGUCCUGUACCCGCUCGCGAUCUAUCACGUUUGGUUGUAUCUUUUUGCGUCACGUGUUUUUGCGUCUCCUGGCGCGCAGCCAGCCUGGGCUGCCACUGCUGACCAGUGGGCCUGCCUGGUUUUGUUGUGCAUGCUCUAUCCCAUUCAUCUAUUCUGGUUUUACCUCAUUCUCAAGGUCGCGAAGAAAGGCCAUCGUUGGUGGGACUGUCCAGAACGACGAGCGUUCUGA